Spinacia oleracea (spinach) is the source of this 2052-nucleotide messenger RNA. Its product is annotated as transcription factor TCP17. The coding region runs from base 442 to 1701 and encodes 419 amino acids. The record is from RefSeq and is a predicted model, not a curated record. The transcript has 2 exons. NCBI's taxonomy places the organism in Eukaryota, Viridiplantae, Streptophyta, Magnoliopsida, Caryophyllales, Amaranthaceae. Gene Ontology annotation, molecular function: sequence-specific DNA binding; DNA-binding transcription factor activity. Gene Ontology annotation, cellular component: nucleus.
AUGUAGACACCACUAGGCACAUGGUGGGUAUGUUAUGUACGCCAUUCCUUUUCCUUUUAGGACGUGAUGGUAAAAAGAAUGCAAUUUUUAGGCAUCUUCAUUCUUUUUCUCUACUCAGCUUUUCACAAGAGAGCAUGAUUUUUCUUGAAUAAUUACCACCUCAUCAUCACUCAUUCACUCUCUUCUCCUUCUUUGUACUAGUACUACUUUCAUAGGAAUAUUUUUGCAGCUUUAGAACCCUCUUUUCUCCUCCCUUCAUCUCAUAUAUAUAUCUGGUUCAGCUUCACUUCCCUUAAUUACUAGCACUAACUCAUCAACAUUCAACAAGGUUCCCAGAGCUCAAUUCGAGGUUCGAGGGUUUAGUCAUCAGCUACAAAUUAAGUACAUAAAGCCUCUGAUUUUAUCAGCAUUAUAGAUGAUGAGGGAAGAUACAAGGAGACAAUGAUGAAUUUAAAUAAAGACGGUCCUCCGUACACAACGAAACAAGAAGAAGGAGACUCGAGCAAGGCGGCGGCUCCAUCAAGGCAAUGGUCAUCAGGAUUCAAGAAUCCAAGGAUAGUACGAGUAUCGCGUACCUUUGGAGGUAAAGAUAGGCACAGCAAAGUAUGCACCAUCAAAGGUUUAAGAGAUAGAAGGAUUAGACUAUCCGUACCUACAGCAAUCCAGCUCUAUGAUCUCCAAGAUAGGCUUGGAUUAAGCCAACCGAGUAAAGUCAUUGAUUGGUUACUCGAUACAACAAAACUCGACAUUGAUAAGCUGCCACCAUUGCCUCCUAUCCCCGGUGGUUUCAACCCUUCUCAAGGUUACGGUAUGCCGCCAACACCAUUCUUUGAUGCAAGCUUGUUACCGUCUAGGAAAGAAUGCGGUAUUAAUAUCAAUAGUACAAUGAACGACGAUGUGGAUGUGGAUGUGGAUGUGGAUGUGGAUGUGGAUGUGGAUGUGGACGAAGAAGAUGAGUCGUCCAUUGUUGCGAAAUUCAAGUAUUGGGGGGAUAUGAAUGCAAUGACGAUGAUGAGAUCUAAACAAAAAGGAGUAGAUUAUCAUCAUGAACAAGGUAGUAGUAGUAGUUCUCAAGUUUUAGCUCAAAAUUUGUUCCCAAUUGCAAGCUCUAAUAAUACUACUACUAAUACUAAUAAUAAUAAUAAUAGUAUGUUACCUCAUCCUCACCCUCACCCUCACCCUCACCCUCACCCUCACCCUCCUUCCUUUUUGAGUAAUAAUCCUAUGUAUAACUAUUACCAUUUGGAGCCUUCAAAUUUGUCCUUGAGUCAAUUAGGAAGUUAUAAUGAUCAUCAUCAUCACCAAGGCGCUUCUCAAUCAAGCUCCACUCCACAACCUCCAUCUUCGCUAUCUCUUUCCUCAAUGUCUCAAUUGUUUCUAUGCCCUUCCAUGGCUACCACUUCAUUCUUCCCUUCUAAUCAUCAUGCCUCCUUCAUGAAUAAUACUAGUCAUCAUCAUCAACAACAACAUCAACAACAACAAGUAGAGAAUGACUUGAGACAAUUCAAUCGUUUCCCUUUGUCAAACAACAACAAUCCUUUCUCUUCGUCUUUCCACAAUAAUAACUCUAGUGGAUUGGAUAUGAAACCGGCUUUCCCUUUGAGUAUGAAUCAUGACCCUCAUUUGCAACAAGAGGAUGAUGAAGACCGCCAAGGGAAGAGUAGUGCUCAUAAUCCUUGGAAAGAAUCCUCCGGGAAUUGAAUUAUGAUAUGUGUCAGAGGACCAGCUCUGUUGAAGCCUCAAGAUUAGUUUUAUACUCUAUCAAUAUGAUUCAAUUAAACUUCAAUUCCCGGUAUCUUCUGAGGUCGAAUGGGAAAGAAAAAGGAAACCAUUUGUUACCGUGGUUGAUCAUGGUUAUCUCAAUGCUAAGUUUGAUGAUUGAAGAAGCUAAUUGAGCAAAGCUUUUGCUGCCAAGACUCUAAAUACAUCAAGUAAGUUUUUUUUUUUUAAUAAAUUUGAUCAAUGUAACUUACAUUAAACUUUUGUACUAGACAUGUUUCUUCAAAAUUAUGACACAAAUAUAUAUAUAGGUGGAGAUGAGCUCCUUAUUGA